Messenger RNA from Pristis pectinata (smalltooth sawfish), 3781 nucleotides. RefSeq names its product late endosomal/lysosomal adaptor, MAPK and MTOR activator 1 (gene lamtor1). The record is from RefSeq and is a predicted model, not a curated record. The transcript has 5 exons. Gene Ontology annotation, biological process: lysosome organization; cholesterol homeostasis; cellular response to amino acid stimulus. Gene Ontology annotation, molecular function: guanyl-nucleotide exchange factor activity; molecular adaptor activity. The coding region runs from base 83 to 568 and encodes 161 amino acids. Gene Ontology annotation, cellular component: lysosome; Ragulator complex; late endosome membrane. Lineage: Eukaryota; Metazoa; Chordata; Chondrichthyes; Rhinopristiformes; Pristidae.
GCCGGAAGUUGGGGGCGGUACCGCCGGCGUGGGUCAGGUGACGCUGUGAGGAGGCCGCGGCGGCGCCGCUCGCGUUACCGACAUGGGCUGUUGUUACAGCAGCGAGGGCGGCGGCAGCGAGCAGGACCGUGAGGAAGGAAAGCCACUGCUAAUCCCAGUGAGCAACCCGCCAAGUAAAUCAUCGGGGGCAGCUGACCACACCUACUCCAGUAUUCCUUCAUCCCGGUUUCCGGAUGAGCAAGCUCUACUGAACACUAUCCUCACCAAAACAGCUCAUAACAUCAUCGACGUGUCGGCUGCAGAUUCGCAGGGCAUGGAGCAGCACGAGUACAUGGAUCGAGCGCGUCAGUACAGUACGAGGUUAGCGAUGAUCAGUGGUUCGACACAGUGCAAACGAGCGACCUCCCUGCCUGCGUUGACCAGCCAGCCGCACCAGGUGUUGGCAAGUGACCCUGUGCCCUAUUCAGACAUUCAGCAGGUCUCUAAAAUCGCUGCUUAUGCAUCAAGUGCACUUUCCCAAAUCAAAGUGGACGCCAAGGAGCUGGUGGUGCAGUUUGCCAUCCCGUGAUUCCCCCUCCGGAUCCCAUCUGCCGAAGACUUUAACAUUGGGACUAACUAUCCACAGAUGUAGACCUUCCGUGCCAGCGUCAGGCCCACACAUCACACCUUUUUUAAUUAAGCUUCUUCACCUGAUUUUUGAACUCUGUAUAUCUCCAUCCUUUUGUUUUUGAGUAAGAGCUUUAAGUGGUUUAUGACACUGGCAGACUUUAUGAAACACUUCACAGCUUUUAUAUAGCUGUCCGGCUUUGUUUUCUUCCGCUGUUCAGUGACCAAUGGAGUGUCUGUUCACCCUGAGGAGCAGCAGACACUUCAGACAGAAUUAACCUUUCAUUAGUCCUUGUGACAGGUCUUUCUGUCUUGAGGUAUCAGUGUCAUAAUUUCCCUGCUGAUUUCUGUUUUGCUUUUUUGAAUUCUAACAAUGGCUGUUUCUGAAGAUUUGAGAGGUGUCAAUUGUGAAUAGUUUGGAGUCAAUUGUUUUUUUUUUGCCCUUGCCUCUGGUGUGAGGGGAGGGGAGGUGGGGUGGGGGGAGAAGGGUUGCAUGAGCAUUGCCAUAGGUUACUGGUACGCUGGUGCAGAGUUGCUUUGAUUUACCUUGUCACCACCUCUCCUUGUGUGCUUUUCUGUAUGUGUGUGCAUGCAAGCCCGUGUGUGUUUGAGGAGGAUUUGCCAGGCUCCUCCUCUGUGAUGCAAGUUUCCUCUGCUCUGUGUGGGGUAAGUUCAGUCAGGUUGUGAGUUUUACCUUGGCUCAGGGGUGCAUGUUUGUAGAUGGUAAGUGAAGGUGAGAAAUCUGCUGUGAAUUGAAAUCUGAAUCCCUCACACAGGAUUGUAUCAAGACAGUGUCAAUUAACAGCAGGGCUUUCCACAGCUGAAUGCACUGCUGUAAUAUUUAGUACUGGUAUGAUCACUGCCCCCACAUUGUGCAGGUAACGAGCUCUGUACUGACACCUUUCCGAGCCGUCAAAGGGCAAUUGGAAGCUGAACUCGGACCUUUUCAGUAGUUCAAAUAGUCACUUGGUUCAGUCAGUCCGUGCUGAAGUCCUGGUGGUUAUAACCACAGACACACUGAUGUAAAAAGCUGUCUGAGAAAGUUACCGCAGUCUCUGCCCACCUGUUCUGUAACCAAUAAUGGGGUCCAAAGCUGGAGCUGCAUCGAAAGAGCAGAAAUUGUAGGACGGUCUCUAGUUGCUUCAAAAUAUCCUUGUGAAAUAGUUUUUAUCGACCCCCAUUACACAUUUGAUGGCUCAGUAAUCAACUUCCCUCUUCAGUUCUACCAGCAAUUAUGUGUCGUUUUAAUGUAAUUUCUUUUAACUUUUGUUUGACUGUUGACUGGACUGAGGCUGCAAUCCAGUGACUGGGUUCUGUCUGAGGAAUGAUGGACUGUUUUUGUUAAUUGACUGGGCCCUUUGUGUGUAACUUUACUCCAGUUUGGGAUUGGAGAGGUUAAAGUGCGGUGUUGGCUUGGGGGUGUGGGCAGCACAGAUAAUUGAAACGAAUGCCUGUUUCUCAGCCCCGAUUCCUAAGACAUCUGCGAUGUUGAAUAUAAUUAUGUGGGUCUUCACUUUCUCACCUUUCACAGCUGAUCACUGUUAUUGAUGUUUAAUUUUUAAUUGCUUUCCGCUUCCCCUCGAAUCUCCACAGUCUGUCUUCAAACCAAAUACUUUAAUCUGCCGUUGAUGUGGGAUCCAAUUACAAACAGUUUGAGAGACGCUUGUUCCCUGGGAAGGAGUGUGAAGUUUGACUUGCACUUUUGCUUCACAAACGUUAGUGACGUUUCAUAUUCCAGGGUUGUGGGGUGAGGGAAGUUGUGAAAUUUGACCGUCAAGCUGGACACUUGCCAGUCAGUGGAGUGACCAAUCACCUUCCCCUCUGCUGUGUAGCACGUUGCUCGGUCAAUUUAACUCUGCCUCAACAUGAGUGCUUCCUGAUGACUGGAGUACAGUUGUCAGCUCUCUCCCUACUGGGGUCGUGGGGUAAGGAUCACAGGUCCUUGCCCAAAAAUCACCCCGAAUCAGUCAGAAAAUGGACCCACAGAAGUAGCCUGUUUCCAAUGUUCAAUCAGAUUUGCCUGUUUAUUUUCUUGCCCCCCCCCCCCCCCCCCCGGGUAGGUGGGAAAACUUUGUAUUUUUUUUGUAGUUUUUGUCUCCCUUCUCCAGUAUUUUAAUUUAAACCGUGUGGGUAAUGUCAGUGCAGAACACAGCAGCUCGUGCUUUGAACAGCUUUGCUGUUUUGACCAAUUUCAUAGUGGUGUGAUGAUUCUUUUUUUUAACCAAAUAAAAUCAGAUUUGACUGAGCUGAUCUGAGCCCCUGUGGCUUGUUACUUCUAGCACCUGCCUCUCACUUUAAGUAUUGGCAUCCGUCGAGUCAUUGUUGGAUCAGUCGGCAACACUUCCCCUCCCUCUCCCCCCCCCCCCCCCCACCCCCCCCCCCCCCCCCCCCCAGGUCAGAGGUUCAACCCCCACUCCAGGGACUUGAGCGCAUGUUUUCGACUGGCAGCUCUGGUGCAGUACUGAAGGAGCUCGGCACUGUUUGGACGUUUUGUCUUUUGGAUUGAGAUGGUGAAUUAGGAGUCUCUGUUCCCGGAUGAAUGUUUGAAUGUUUUUUUUAAAAAAAACUUUCAGCACUACUUGAACGUAGAGAGCAGCGUUCCCUCGGUGUUGUGGCCCAUAUUUAUCCAUCAAUAACAUUAAAGGGAGAUCUGGUUAUUAUAGUGUUUGUGGGGUCUGACUGUGCACAAAACACAUUCUUUACAGCAGUGACUGUGCUUGAGGCAGUUAAACUGGCUGUAAAAUGGUUUGGGAUGUUCUGAAGUCCAGCUAAUCACCAGUCGAUUUCCUCCACUGCAUCUGCUCAAGUCUCUGCUGAAUUUGCAUUCAGAGGUGUGGAGACUUCGACAUCUGUCCCUUGAGGCUCAGAGGGCAGAGUCUCCUGUUUAUGACCAGUGACUCUCCUUUGCUGUGUCUCUGGAAUGGGACUGAUUUGGGAAUGGCUGUCAUGCAUUUCACAGUCGUAUAACAAGGUGACAAUCGCUUUUGCACACUAGGCGGACACUCAGCACAACGCCAGGUGGUGAGGACUUCUGCCACCUUGUUGGGGGGUGGGGAGGUGGUGGCAGAUGUUGCAACAUUCAUUUCAGUUAAUUGGUACAAUUUGGAAUCAUAAGUUGAGAAAGAUGUGCUGAAUUCAACCUGGUCUGGAUUAAAAAAUAAACUUCAAAAACGCA